UGAAUGCUAUAGCCCGGAUGCGGAUCAGUGGAAUAAACUGUCGGCUGUUCUUCCUUCGCCCAUGGUCUGGUGCGGCACUGCGUGUCUAGAUGAAAAUAUCUUUAUUGUAGGUGGCAGUAAGAAACUAUCUGAACUGGGUGAAUACCAGGAUGUAAAUCUGGUCCAGUGUUUUGUCACCAAGGAGAGUUCUUGGUACACCGUUGCUAAGCUACCAGUUGGAUAUUCUGGGGCUGAAUGCUGUAGUCUAAAGUUACCCCAAAAUAGACCAAUAAGACAAGAGUUCUCUCCAAUUGAAGAAGAUGGUUUUGCACCACCUAAUCUGAAGUUGGACGCCAUACACGAAUCGGCAGAACCGCCUCCUGAUUACUUUGCCGCUAACAAUGGCAGUUCCACCGUCAUCGUCAAGUAUUUCUACCAACUAUUGAGUGGUUUGAAUGAGCUUAGAAUCUCUGGUAGUUUAGCUGACGUGGUGCUUGUAGCUGAAGACAAGAAGUUCUACAGCCACAAAGCGGUUCUUGCAUCAUGUAGCGACUAUUUCCGUGCAAUGUUCACUGGAGGAAUGAAGGAGAGUACCACUAAACAACCAGAAAUUCAACUGCAUGGUGUGUCUGCGGGGGGUCUCGCAACUGUUCUGAGCUUCCUAUAUACAACCGAGUUGAACCUCUCUCACAGUAACUUUGAGAGUGUGCUCACUGCAGCCAGUCAUUUCCAGAUGGAGACCGCCUUAGAUUUCUGCGUUAAUUAUCUUCAAUCGGAACUUGGUGUCGAGAACUUUCUGGAUUUAUCCAAUGCUGCAACGAUGUAUAGUUUGUUAGAUCGGUUUGUUGACGAUGAGAGAACCAUGGAUAAGUUCAUGUUGACGGCGACCAAAGACAUCGACCAGAUCAUGGAGUUAUCUGUGUACCAGAUGAAUACCUUCCUAAAAAGCGACAAACUCAGCCUUUAUCCACCUCUGCAAGUUUUUAGUGUCUUCCUCAAGUGGGUUCAGUACGAUCCGGAAAAUCGACAACAAGGUGCAAGCUUAUUGGUGAAACACAUCAACUUCUGUCGUAUGUCCCCAGAAGACGUGAUUGACCAUGUGCAGAGUGUUGAUUUCAUGGUUGAUGGGGUAAAUUGCCGUACUCAUUUACUGGAAGCAAUGAAGUUCCACGCACUGCCGUACCACAUAAUUGAUGAUGAUUGUCUGCCGUGCGACGAAGAGGUUCUUCUGGCUACAAGCGGGGUUGCUGGCAAUCCUUAUUCAUGCAGCCAGAUGUAUUACUUUGAUGGGGAGCUUUCAGAUUGGCAGGUUCUCACCGAUAUGCCAAUGGAACACAUUGCUUACAGUGUCACAGCGUUGGACAACUUUCUUUACAUUGCUGGAGGUGAAGAUCAUGACUGUUACGAAACUGACCCCAUGGGCUGUGAAUACACAAGUGAUGCCGUUUAUCGAUAUGAUCCUAGAUUUAAUAGGGAUAUCUGUAUGCAAUGGGUGGCCGGAAUGCAUUACUGCGAGACGGGCUGGUUUCAGUGA
Messenger RNA from Saccoglossus kowalevskii, 1513 nucleotides. RefSeq lists its product as uncharacterized. NCBI's taxonomy places the organism in Eukaryota, Metazoa, Hemichordata, Enteropneusta, Harrimaniidae. The record is from RefSeq and is a predicted model, not a curated record. Gene Ontology annotation, molecular function: protein binding.